This is a messenger RNA of Lampris incognitus (smalleye Pacific opah), 3535 nucleotides long. It is a transcript of the gene stimate, whose product is annotated as STIM activating enhance. Gene Ontology annotation, molecular function: calcium channel regulator activity. Gene Ontology annotation, biological process: activation of store-operated calcium channel activity. The transcript is spliced from 8 exons. Lineage: Eukaryota; Metazoa; Chordata; Actinopteri; Lampriformes; Lampridae. Gene Ontology annotation, cellular component: membrane; cortical endoplasmic reticulum. The record is from RefSeq and is a predicted model, not a curated record. Bases 791 to 1729 code for a protein of 312 amino acids.
UAUGCACGUAUGGGACCUGCAGAUGUGUGAUAUCCAUCCUUAAUUGGACUGCUCGUUAUUCCAGCCGGACGUUAUAGCUGAGUGAAACCUGUAUAAUGCAUUUUUCGUGCUUAUGAGGUAAUUAAUUAGAAACUGAAGCUCACGAGCCUAACGCUAGCUAACGAUGCAGCUAGUUGUUAAGCUACAUCGGAGGCAUUAGCAGCAUCCCCAUGACGCUUGUGUCCGUUUUACUUAUUAGUCCCGCCAAGUAAAUGAUCACUUGCUUAUCAGUAAACAAGCAUCCUAGAGUCGUCUUUCUGUAAGCUGCGGUAUCGUGAAGUACGUGAGAAGUUCUUGUCUUCACAACGGGCGGACACGACUAGCGCUUGAGUUAGCUAGCUAGCUUGAGGACAAGAACAUUCUUGAACUGCACGGGUUUGAGGGAAAGAAUAGCCAUGUUUCGCUCAGGUAUACGUUAAAUAGCGUUUCUUAGAUGCCACAACUUGGUUUGAAACCGUCUCGGUAGGUUACCGAGCGCAAGGCUAGGUCAUUAUUUCAACUUCCAAACCUCUCGUUUGAUUGUCGGCUGUUGCUACCAUGGUCCUUUGCCCGUCCGACUCGAGAGAAUGAGUCCGCUCUUGGGGGAAAGGGGAUGCCUUUAUUUUAGGCCGAAGAUUUCCUCUCACGUAUCGAUCGGUAGCUGACCAACAACUGUCGGGAGAGAAGAGGCCCACUAAAUCGCAGGGGGGGGGUUAAGCGGUUAACUUCAACGUCGGUUUUCCACGCAAUUAACUUGUUUCUGGUCAGCCCCAUGGCUCUAAACGGGGUAAAUUUACUCUCUCGGCUCGGAGACAUGACAUUAACCGGGCCAGGUGUAGCCUUGUUGCCUCCGUUGUCCUCCACCAACACGUCUGCGUCCGCCAGCCCCACACCAGGCGCAGACAGCCGUGGGUGUGAGAAUGGUGCCCUCAUGGACUCAUUCGGGAUUUUCCUGCAAGGGCUUCUUGCCGUCGUGGCCUUCAGCACGCUGAUGUUGAAACGCUUCAGGGAGCCCAAGCAUGAGAGGAGACCCUGGAGGAUCUGGUUCCUGGACACCUCUAAACAGGCCAUUGGGAUGCUGUUCAUCCACUUUGCUAAUGUCUACCUGUCUGAUCUCACGGAGGAGGAUCCCUGUUCACUAUACCUCAUUAACUUCCUGUUGGAUGCAUCUUUGGGCAUGCUGCUGAUCUAUGCUGGAGUGAGAGCUGUCAGUGCCAUUGUGGAAUGGAGACAGUGGGAUUCUCUACGCUUUGGAGAAUAUGGAGAACCUAUACAGUGUACAGCGUGGGUGGGCCAGUGUGCCCUCUACAUCCUCAUCAUGGUGUUUGAGAAGGUCCUCAUCAUGCUGGUUCUUCUCAUCCCCCAAUGGAAGAAGCUGGCUCUCCUUAACCCCAUAGAGAAUCCUGACCUGGAACUAGCCAUUGUCAUGCUCAUUGUUCCUUUCUUCAUCAACGCCCUGAUGUUCUGGGUAGUAGAUAACUUCCUAAUGAAAAAGCACAGGACGAAAGCCAAAUUGGAGGAGAGGGAGGAGGAUUCACGGACUAACAGCAAAGUGCGAUACAGACGAGCUCUUUCUCAUGACGACUCAGAGUCAGAGAUCCUUUUCUCAGCAGAUGAUGAGAUGGACGACUCAGAUGAGGAUGAUGUACGUCGUCUCACUGGCCUCAAGACGGUGAAGAAAAAGAAGCUCCGUAUGGGAAUCCCUGUUUGACCUGUCUCUGUGCCAGACUUGUGCGCCAGUAGCUGCUCCUCUCACAGCCCUUGGACAGGUUCUGACUUUAACCCCAUGUGUUAAGCUUUUUGCAAAAGUUAAGGAUUACAUUAGCUCUCUAUUCCUAUGGGCGGAGCCAGGACAUUUGGAGGAUUUCAAUUAAGGAUGGAAACCAUCAGUUACUGUCGACACUGACAGGAUUCCUGCAGAAACUUGGUAAACUGGUCUCAAGACACCGUGUCUGCAUUUCUGGUAUAGUUUCUGACGUAUAAUGGAUCUCUGUAGCAUUUUACCAUGAUUCUCAGUCAAUCUUGUUUUGAGGGACUUUCUGGGUAAAGGAAUCCUAUCAUGCAUGGACUUUAUAUUAUUAAAUCUUGUAUGUAAGUAUUAUCGGGAAAGCUGUUAACACUGACUUGGUAAUUGUAGGCUUUAUGGAGAUAUGUUGGGUUUUGUCAUGCAGCAGUCCAUGAUAUUGUAUGACAGAUGUGACUGACCAUGACAUGGGAAAACCAUGAUAUGAACCUCCUGUUCAAACAUUUUGUUACAUUCGAUAUUCUUAAAUAGGGACCCCAAAGUGAUUGUAUUCCUCAUAUAGAUUGUAUGCCAAAUGUAGUUUGGCGUCAACUCAUGUUUUUUCUCCCCCCACUUGUAGGCUUGUGACCACGACCUGGUAUAUGCCGCGCAUGUGCAUUUGUAGGUGUAUGCUCCUAUUGUGAGGGGCAGUAUCAAAGAAUGUUUGAGCCUUUGUGUUGACUAACUAUUACAUAGUAUAUAUAUUGUUUGUAACGUCGAUUAUGUCCAUCCCCUUUAUUUAAAAAGCAGGUUUAGGGCAUCACUACUUGGUGACAACUUCUAAAGCCGGGCCCGCAAUCUUAAUUCGCAUUUCUCCUCUCAUUAUAUUUUUUUAACCCCAGAAAAUAACAGAUUGAAACCUUCUAAGAAAUAUCUUCCACACAUCGUUGUCAACGUUUGUCUCUGUGGGUUUAAUAUUGUGUAUCUCCGUUUAACUGACAGGAUUGGAUUCAGUUUAUUCUUUGGCUUUGGCGUCGGUACUCCUGGUUUCGAGUUUUUGUUCUUUGUUCUGUCUCUAUAUAAUGGAGACAGAGAUGAUUUGUUGCUAAAUAGGUGACAAAGCCUACUCCAAAAGUCGUCUUUAUCAUUCCUUAGAUGGCAAAAGCAGACAUGGGACCCUCCACAUUCCUUGCACAACUUGUCGAUACUUUCCUUUGGUGUUUGUAUGACGUUCCUGUAUUUGACCUUUCAUUUCAAUUGCUCUUUAAUCCGUCAUUGUGCCUGAUGGGAAUGACCUAUGUGUAUGUCUGUGCGUGUGUGCGUGCGUGAGUGACUUUUUAACCAGAGGCCCUGAUCUUCAGGCAUGACAGCAUUCAGCAGGCUCUGAUGUUGAGAAUGUGACAGAAGCACAGACCUCUUAACUGUUACUGACCGGAGACCGGACACUCGGGGAGGGGAGGAAAGUUGAGGGCGUGCACACACAAGUGCAGUUGUUUGACUGCUUUCCUUACUGGUCUUAAAAAUGUAAAGGGAGGAUGACAUAAACUGACUGUGAUGACUAUGGUGCUUGUAAUGACUUCAGUAUGACGUUCUUGGCAGAUUAAUAAGGAAUAAAUGACUGUGGGUUUUUAAAGGAAGGUACAGCAAAUGGUUAUGGGGAGCCUCAGCAUAACCAAUACAAAGAGGGCUUUUGGUAUUCCAGCAAAAUAAAAUUACUAGAAAAUUAAAAUGAUUGAUAAAUGAUUGAUGUAAGUUAUCAUUAUCGAUGCUUUUGCAAUAAAAUAUGCAAAACAA